Molecule: messenger RNA, 7253 nt
Organism: Penaeus indicus
Lineage: Eukaryota; Metazoa; Arthropoda; Malacostraca; Decapoda; Penaeidae
Gene: DAAM
Product: disheveled-associated activator of morphogenesis 1-like
Exons: 19
Coding region: 173-3472 (1099 amino acids)
Biological process (GO): positive regulation of actin filament polymerization; actin cytoskeleton organization
Molecular function (GO): actin binding; small GTPase binding
Source: RefSeq, a predicted model, not a curated record
CAGCCUGAGCGACCUGCGCGACAGCCUGCACGAGCGUGUGACUUCGCUGGGCGACUGGCCCAACGGCACGCCCUCCUCCCCCCCUGGUGACCUCCGGGGCGCGAGCGAGGUCAGAGGUCGAGACAGAUCGAGAGGCCGAGGCGUCGCGGCCUCGCAGCUCAAACGCGCCAAGAUGAGGAGGGGCGAGUGGUACUCCUCCUGCUUCUGCUUCAAGGGAGCGGAGCCACCCCAGAUCGAGCAUGUGGUGUCGGAGCAGCCACAGAUGGUGCAGAUGGCGCCGCCCCCCAACAUGGAGAACAACAUGGCCCCAGAGGAACUGCAGACCAAAGUCACGGAGCUCUUGGAUGAGCUGGACUUGACCUCAACACAGAAGAACGGGAUUCUUAAUUUUCCACCUGAAAAACAGCUCCAGCUCCUCUAUGAUUACCACACCUUAAAAUCCUCCAACAAGAAGAUCGAGCGUCCAGAGGCAUACAUAGCCAAACUGGAUGAGUACUCUGAGAUGACAGUGCCCACAGACCAGUACCAGCACCACACUUGGCUCAAAUACACAGAGGGGCUCAAGACAGCUCUGGCCACCCAGAGCAACACUUUCGUCAAUGAGUUCAUGGAGGCUGGUGGUCUGACGGCUCUGCUGCAGUUUCUCACCAAGAUGGAGGACACCACAUUCCAGUCCACUAUCCACACCAAUGUCAUUGCCUGCGUCAAGGCGCUCAUGAACAAUUCAAAUGGUCGAAAGCACAUCCUAGCACAUCCAACAUGCAUGAAUGUGAUUUCACAAAGCUUGACGACAGAGAACUUCCGCACCAAGACGAUGGUGCUUGAAAUCCUAGGAGGUGUGUGCCUACUUCCUGGUGGUCACAAGAAAGUCCUAGAGUCAAUGCUGCAUUUCCAGAAGUUUGCUGGAGAGAGGACACGGUUCCAGACCUUAAUUGUUGAUCUGGACCGUUCUUGGGGGAACUUUGCCGAUGAGUUAUCCCUAAAAAUUGCAAUUAUGUCCUUCAUCAAUGCCAUAAUCCGAUGGGGUCCAGGAGAAGACUCUCUGGAGUUUAGAUUGCACCUCCGGUACGAAUUUCUCAUGCUGGGAGUGCAGCCGGUCAUCGAGAAACUGCGAGCCCUGCAGAAUGAGACCCUCGACAAACACCUGGACGCCUUCGAGUUCUACCGGGCGGAGGACGAGCGCGAGUGGGCGCGGCGCUACGAGGAGGUCCACGUGGACACCAAGAGCGCCUCCUCCAUGUUCAAGCUGCUGCAGGCCAAGCUCCAGUACUCGGCAGCCUACCCGCACUUCCUCAGCCUGCUGCACCAUCUGCUGCUCCUGCCCUCUGACCUGACGGCGCCGGAGCCCUGGAUCCUGUUCGACCGCAUCCUGCAGCAGCUAGUGACGCAGGCCGACGACGGCGCCGACCGCGAGGUGGCGCUGCUCGACAUCAACGUCAACAGCAUCGUUAAACUAAUCGCCAACGAGCGCGAACUGACGGAGAGCCGACGGAAGAUCACGAAGCUGGAGGGCGACUUCGCGGACGUCGUGACGGACCUCAACCGCAAGGAGCAGGAACUCUUCAAGACGGCGCAGGAGAAGGACGAGCUGGCGCAGACGCUGCAGCAGGUGCGGAGCCAGCUGGAGGGCGAGGUGCGCGCCGUGGCGGAGGCGCAGCAGGCGAAGGCGGAGCUGGAGGCGCGCGCCGCGCAGCUCACGCGCCAGGUGCAGGAGCUGGCGGCCGGCGCGCUCUCCGACGACGCCAGGGCCGCCAUCGCCUCGGGCAAGGACGCCGGCGACGCCCCCCGAGGAGCGCCGUGCCCGCCGCCGCCUCCGCCGCCGAUGCUCAACGGGGCGCCCCCUCCCCCGCCGCCGCCCAUGAUGAACGGCGGGCCGCCCCCGCCGCCGCCCAUGCUCAAGGGCGGCCCCCCUCCACCGCCCAUGAUGAACGGAGGGCCCCCGCCUCCGCCCCCGGGUCCCGGCGGGCCCCCUCCGCCGCCGCAGGCUAAGCCCGCGCGCCCCGCCAAGCAGAUCCCCAAGUCGGCGACGCAGCUGCGGGCAUUCAACUGGUCCAAGAUGCCCGACUCGCGCGUCUCGGGGACCAUCUUCGCCGCGCUCGACGAGUCGCCGCUCUACAAGUUCAUGGACCUCGAGGACAUCGACAAGACCUUCGACGCCGCCGCCGGGAGGAAGGCCAACGGGGAGGGCGAGAAGACGCUGGAGAGGAUGAAGUCGCACCGCGCGCAGCUGAGCGUCCUGGAGAACCGCCGCCAGCAGAACUGCACCAUCCUGCUCUCCAAACUCAAGAUGACGAACGACGGACUCAUCAGGGUCCUGCUCAAGAUGGACAGCGACGGGGAGUUGGCGCCCGACAUGGUGGAGCAGCUGCUGAAGUUCACGCCCACCGCCGAGGAGAAAGUGAUGCUGGAGGAGCACGCGGACGAGAUCGAGAACCUCGCGCGCGCCGACAGGUUCCUCUACGAGAUCUCCAAGAUCGAGCACUACGAGGAGCGCCUCCGCUGCCUGCACUACCAGAAGAAGUUCAAGGAGCGGCUGGCGGAGUGCGAGCCCAAGAUCGCGUCCGUCAUCAGCGCCACCAAGGAACUCCGCAACAGCAAGCGCCUCAAGAAGUUCAUCGAGGUCGUCCUCGCCUUCGGGAACUACAUGAACAAGGGCGCGCGCGGGGGUGCGUACGGCUUCCGCGUGUCCUCCCUCAACAAGCUGACGGACACGAAGGCCUCGAGCAACCGCGCCAUCACGCUUCUGCACUACAUGAUCCGCGUCUGCGAGAAGCAGUGGAGGGACGUCGUGCGCCUCGACGAGGACUUCCCCAGCGUCAAGGAGGCCGCGAAGGUCAACAUCACGGAGCUGGAGCGCGAGACGAGCAGCCUGCGGUCGGGCCUGGAGUUCAUCGAGCGCGAGGUGGCGUGGCACCGCGGCCAGGGCACCACGCCCCCCGGAGACCGCUUCCGACUCGCCAUGAACGAGUUCUCGGCCCUCGCCAAGGACAAGUUCGCCAACCUGGACGCCGCGUUCGAGACCAUGAAGAAGGAGUUCGAGGCGACGACGGCGCUGUUCGGGGAGGACGCGAAGGCGACGCAGCCGGAGGACUUCUUCGGGACGUUCGACUCCUUCAUCGACACCUUCCGGGACGUGAAGAAGGACCUGGAGAACAUGAAGAAGAAGGAGGAGGAAGAGGAGAGGAAGAGGAAGGAGGCCGAGCGACGCGAGGUCGAGCGCGAGAAACGAGCGCGGGAGCGCAGCACGCGGCUGGGCGGCGGCGGCGGCGGCGGCGGGCAAGCGGCACCGGGCGACAGCAGCUCUGGCGGGGAGAACGAGAACGACUUCGACGACCUGAUCUCUGCGCUGCGCUCCGGCGACGUCUUCGGCAAGGACAUUGACAAGAUGCGGCGCAAGAAGAAGCACUCGUUCAGCGCCGGCUCGCGCGAGCGGGAGCGCGAGCGGAUCAUCGGCUCGCACAAGUACGCUUAAGCUUCGGCGUCGGGGCCUCGAGGCGCCUUGGCCAGCCCCCCCUCGCACGCCCUCGCCGCGCCCCUCCGCAGAUACUCGCCGCCUUCCCUCGUCGCACAGGAGCUGCCUCCCUGGCGCCCGCGGGCCGCGCCUUCCGGCAGGCGGCGGCGUCCCCCUGCGAGGACGGGUGAGCGAGGCCGCCCGCCGUCGCGCCAACGCAUCACUGCCACGCGAAGACAAAGCCGCAGGGAUCGGUCGCUGCCUGAGGACCGGAAGUAGGAGCACAUUUUGUAGACGAUUCGGCCAGUUUGCGAGCGAGGCUUUUUUGGUCCGCCCGGGACUGGCCGUCAUUUUUCCUAUAGGUUCUCCCUCGUAGUCCCGUUCAGACAGGUAGGUCUACAAGGCAUAAUCACGUGCAUAAAACACAGUCGACGUUCGUCCCGCGCAUACUCGCCGGGAAGCAGCCCUCGGCGGGAGCGGGACGGGGCGCUGGACGGCCGUUCGGCGAUUGGCGUCAAUAAGGGCGAAGACGAAGCAAGUGGGUUUCAAGAUUUGGUGUCGAUCGCUGUUUGCGUUGAACAGACCAAGCUUUGUCAUUCCUCUUUUGGGAAAGCUCAUUUUAGUCAGGUUUGCUGCAGAUAGAAUUAUAUUUUUAGUUUGAACAGUACACACACAAACACACACACACACAAAUAUAUAUAUAUGAUUUAAUUCUACCAUUUUCAAAUUUUCGUUUUGUCUCCAAAAGUCUCAUGUCUCUGCAGUACAGUUGCUCCACCUUUAUUUAGAAUAAACACAUUAAAUCAAUUUAGUGAUAGCUGAAUUUAGCUCGGAUAUUAUUAUCAUAUUUUCUUUUUGAACUGUUUGCAUGUGACAGUCUGCAGGAUAUAAGAAGGAGAUUGAAGAGAAAUUGAAAAAAAGAGAGAACUAUAAAAGAGGAAGAACAAAAUUAACAAGAAAAAGCUUUAAUGGGAAGAGAGAGAAGAGAAAGUGUAAAUUUAAUAUAUGUUUAUCAGUGUCUUCUUCAAAAAAUGUUGCCCUCAGAGGCAGCGAGUCCUACACCUGUGUUUGUAGCACAUCCUAACAUAUAGGGAUAAGCUUAUAUAUAUAUCUAUAUAUAUUAAAACAACUCUUACUAUCAAGAAAUGGCUUCAGUGAUAUAUAUAUAUUUUUUCUUUUUAACUCUGGAGGCCGGGUUGUCCAUGUUUCAGCAGAUUUUUUUUAAGCAAAUCUCCCCAACAGCAGAUACUGCGUCUAAUCCGAAGCUUUGUAUUCUUCUCAUAUAAAAAACAUUAACGAGUAUAUAUAAUUCAUUAUAAAUUAGUGUGAAUCGAGAGAGGACAAUGCAGCUCGUUCUUCCGCUCGCUUCCAGUUCCAAAAGGUCGGCGAACGAGAUAUAAAAAAAAAAUCAAAGCAUAGAUCGCAGAGGACAUCGGGGCCAAGGCUCCUCCUCGGCCGCCUGGAGAGCGAGGGAAAGGCUCCGUCUUGUACUCUCUUGAAGCCGAGAAAACUGAGGCUCCAGGAUCGCCAUCCCGAGUAUUUGUGAAUUUCUGUGAUAUUUUUUUGUAAUUUCUUCAUUUCCUCUGUGACAGUUAACCAAAUUGUGCAUUUAUACAUUCAUACAGAUGUUUCCAUCACAAACCCGUACACGGACUAGUCAUGUGCAAUGUGUUGAUCCAUAUAUAUAUAUUGAGAAUCAUGGUCACAAAGUAAAUGAAUUCGGUGUCCUGUCGCGCCGUCAACACAUUACAUGUAAUAAAAUUGUUCCUUGUUCACUUGGGUCGUGCACGAGAGUUGUUUGACUGCUCCUUUCAAGAUCAAAUUGAAGGAAAUUUUGAGGGGUCAGGUGAGCCCUUGCACCAGUUACACAAGUAGGUUGAAUAACCUCAAUCCAUCAUGGAAGGACAGUAUUACGAGAUUUAUCAACUGUAUAUACUUUAAUAUCUAAUUCUCAUGCAACUCUAGAAUACGCGGAUCACAUAGCCAAAGUUUAGACUUUUUUAUUUCACAUAGCUUUUGUUUGGCAAAGCAGCAUUGUGUUUCUGCAUAUUAUCAGUGUCUCACAAAGCGUGGAUAAUUCAAGUAACCGUAUCCUAAUAGCAGUCUCCGAGUGCGUUCACAGCACCUCGUUCUCCACGCUCUGACGUUCCCUCAUCGACUGUCUCUGUCUCCCCAGGACUUGAGACCGCAUGUCAGUAGGUUAAGCUCUGAUUUGCAGCUUCUGUGUAUCACCCACACUCUCUGUGAUGUUCAAGCCUCCCUCUCCCUGUCGUCACUCGUGUUCUUGCCCUCAAAGAGCCUCCUUACCUGUGGGCGUCUGACUAUCAGUGAAGUCUGUGGGAAAAUGUCAUGUUCAAGGUGGAUGGAUUUUCAUCAGUCUGAAGUUAGGUUUACGAAGAUACCAGAAUUAGUCUUUGUUUCAGAUACUGAAAGUUUUUUUUUUUUUUUUUUUUUUUUUUUUGCUUUUGUACAAUUGUUAUUAGUAAUAGUUCAAAGUCCGGACUCAACAAGGAUUUUUAUGUCAUUUCUACAGGUAGUUAGAAAACCACAUUUGCACUUGAAACAAUCAAACUUGUAAUCAAAUCUGGUCCCUAAAGUCUUAUUCUAGAAGAUACGACAGUCAUUCUGUGAUGUGGUAUCAAAUCAUGUUAAUUCUCCUGUGAUCAUCUUUUUAGAAGAAAAUGUACAUAUAAUUAGAAUUUUUCACAGCUUCUCCACUUCGGACUAAAAUUGGAUCUCAUUAAGAAAAAAACAACAUACAACAUGAAAAAUCUCUCUCGUAAGGAAGUUGAACUCUUGUUCUAAGUGAGUUUGAAAAGCGAAAUACUUAAGUGGUGUAUGGACAGUUCAACUCUGCUGUACCAAAUUGCAGUACCUGUCAGUGUCCCAAAUCCUCCAGAAACGAAACCAUCCCGCACUCCAUAAUCAAAGCUAGGAAUAGGUUUUUGCGACAGUAGUUUAUCCGUGUCAGUUUGAUGGAUUUAGAUACGAGAUAUUUCAUUCCCAUUAAAUUAAUGUAAUGUUGGACAGGGAAAACAGGAUUUUUUUUCUUAUCUACAUGUAGAGUAAACAGUACUCGUGUUGAUGAAAUUAAUCUUUGGGAAAAUUCUGCCAUUUUAAAUGAACACACUUUCCUCUUCUUAUGAUGAUCACUUAUACACUGAAGUAAGAAUCUAGUACAAAGUAAGUCAAAUGUGCCGAAGGGAGGAAGGAAGAGGCUGGACAGCACUCACUCCAUGGAAUGUAGAUCCAACACAUUUCGACUUGUGAAUUCGAGUUAUCACCCUUUUUGUUACAUUAUAUGAAUAAUUAUUCACAAUUUUGCGAAUUUGUAUAUAAUAUAUAAAAGUAUAUGGGUGCACAGAGACAGUGAGUUAUUUCUGGGUUUCACCAUAUAUUACACGGCCUAUUAUUCUGCACUUUAAAAAUAACCUGUACAGUUAAAAAUAUAUAUACAACUAAAAUCUGCACGUGAUGAAACAAACUUUUUUUUUCUUUUUGGUAAUAGAAACUUGUACCAAAGAUCAGUAAAUAAUUCACAUCACGCAUAUACUGGAGAAUGUAUAUAAAGGAUUUACACUCCUGGUCUUUUGUAGACUAUGUUACAGGCUUGCUAAUGCUCAUAUAGGCACCAAGUGUAUUCUUCAUUGUAUUGUAACUUCAACUGUGGAGGCUUCUACCUUUGGUGACUACAGAACUCUGUGAAUGAUUUUCAUGUUUAUACUUUCUGUAUAAUUUUGUAUGUAAUUUUAUAUAUGGAAUCAUUAUUGCUAUACAGCUAAAUAAAUGUUGUAAACCAAUC